Messenger RNA from Sinocyclocheilus grahami, 12112 nucleotides. It is a transcript of the gene dnah7, whose product is annotated as dynein, axonemal, heavy chain 7. Gene Ontology annotation, molecular function: minus-end-directed microtubule motor activity; ATP binding; calcium ion binding. The record is from RefSeq and is a predicted model, not a curated record. Gene Ontology annotation, cellular component: dynein complex. Gene Ontology annotation, biological process: microtubule-based movement. The transcript has 65 exons. The coding region runs from base 4 to 12006 and encodes 4000 amino acids. NCBI's taxonomy places the organism in Eukaryota, Metazoa, Chordata, Actinopteri, Cypriniformes, Cyprinidae.
AACAUGGAGAUGCCGAACCCCCUCAAGAAACCAGAUAAAACUGUGGGUCUUUUACCACAGAGACAGCAGGUUCAGUCUAAACCUCGGUGGCAUGAAGCAAGCCCUAGCUUUAGACUUCAGGGACCAUCUCAAGAGGACAUCCUUGGCUCUUUGCUCUCUAGAGAUGUGCAAGGAGCAGGGGUACACUGGCGUCAGACUCGUCAUCGAGGUCCACAGCAUGUGGGGACCAAAGAUGGAGGGCUUUCAGGACUUUCUUACAGGCAUCGUGGCGGUGUCCAACCCAAGAAGGAUCGUGAGCAGUUUCGCAGUGCUCUUGUCAGCAUUAUUAUGCACCGUGAAGAUGCCAUUGCUAAGUCCAUCACAGAAGACAGCACCCCAUCCACUUCGGGAUCGCCUACUGCUGCAGAGAAGGACAUUUUGAGAUACUACUAUUACAUCCGCAAUGGGAUAGGCACAGAGGACGUGGCAGCUAUGGAGGACUCUUGGCUUAAGAAUGUUCUUGCUUUAGUCCCAGAACACCUGAAGAGUUUGAGUGGAACCAUUGAGACUCUCUCAGAUGAGAUGAGAGAAGACUAUCUGCUCAGUGUCAAAAAGGCCAUAGUGGAUUUUGUGCUGCAAGACCCCAGAGAGAAUCAGGAGUCCAAAGCUAGAGAUCUCCCUGCACACAGACAGGAAAUGGAAAUUAUUCCAAAGCCAUGGAAUAAAUCAUUUCUUCAGGCCCAGAAAAGAAUGAGACACCAGCUUCACUCAAUCAAUCCCACUAUGCUCGCAAUACUAGAUCUGUGGCAAGUGUCUUUCAAGAAGCUGCGCCUUGUUGAUGUGGAGGUCUUCCACAACGAGCAGGAAUCUGUGGAGUUGUCUGCUUUUCAGCAGUUAGUCAGCAAACACAUUGAAUAUGCCACAGGCAUCCUUCUCAAAAAGUGGAUACCAGAAGUGCAGCAAAUCUGUUGUCUUGGUAGCAAGCGCAAACUGAUCCCUAGCAACAGUAGUGUUGCUCGACUGCAGUCUUUCUACAACUGCCUGGCCACGCUCAUGACCUACCAGCUCCAAAGCCUGGCACUGGAGUCUAUUCAGGACUACACACACCUCAUCGCCCAGGACCCUCGGUCAGCGCGAGCCUAUGAUCAUCCAGGGUUCGUCCUAAGGCUGGUGCUGGAUCAAAAUACUAUCAGAUUUGAACCUGAUUUCAAAGACUUUGAAGUCACUCUGCUAAAUGUGUAUGACAUGAUGCUGAAAUCCUUAAGUUUGAUCCCUCGAGUAGAGAUGAAGCUGUACUCAGAAUGGCCUGGCCCAGAAACACAUCAUACUCUGAAGCCAAUCAUUUUGCCGGAGAUCCUGAAGGCCCAGCAGGAGAAAAUCACACAUGUAAUAUGUGCAGAAAGAGCUGAACCUUUGAAGCAUGUGCGUCUUUAUGAUAAGUAUGCUCCGCUGGUGUCCCAGCAAGCUGAGGAGGAUGUUACCCAGUUCCUGCAGGAGCAGCACUCCUUCCAGGAGCUGAUGAUGGAGGUGACACGCUACCAGCAGUUGGCUGAUGAGAUCCAAUACAACACCCUGAAGGUGGUGCGUUUGGGCAUGUUUGAAGUGCACUCCCAUGAUCUGGUCCGUGCCCUUGUGAAGCGAGCAGAGGGUCUCCUGCAGAAACUGGUCACUCACAUGUUGCAGGGUCAUCAAGAGUUCAAUAGCAAGUUGUGUGAGGAAUAUGAUACAAUAUCAAAUAAAGCCCUUAGAAAUCCAUCAAACACACAGGAACUCAUGGAACUUACGGCAUAUGUGAUGAAGGUGGAGGCUGAGGAAAUGCCUCAGUUGGAAAUGAAGCUUCAGGAGUCCAAUAGCAGGUUGUGUUUCUUGGUGGAUUAUAUCACAUUCUCGCACACAGACAUUCAGCUGAACAGCAAGACCUUCCAGUGUCAUGCACGCAUGCCUUCCGUCUUUGAUCAGCACCGCCAGAUUAUCAAAGAGAAGACCAACCAGUUCCAGAAUGGCCUGAAGUUGAGAUGUGAGAGGGUUGUAGAGGAUAUCGAGAGCUAUGAACAGCAAGUGGAGGACUUUAUGACCUUUGGUGACGUCUCUGAGCUCAACAAAUAUCUGAAAAAAGCCCAGGCCCUCAAUUCCAAACUGGAUUUGGUUAUGGAAAAGAUCAGAGGCUUCAACCAGGAGGAGGAGGCCUUUGGCUGGCCUGUCUCUCAGUACCCACAAUGCAAAACUGUUCAAGACCAUCUGCUCCCUUAUCUGCGGCUGUAUGAGACGGCGGCUGAGUUUCAGAAUCAGCACCGUCAGUGGGUGAACGGCCCACUCUCAGCUGUCAACCCGGACAAAGUGGAAGCUGACGUGGGUAACUACAGCCGUUCCCUGUACAAGCUUGAAAAAAGCUUCCAGGACUCACCCAAAGCUCUUCAAAUCGCCACCUCUGUGAAGACAGAAGUGGAAGCCUUUAAGGAACACAUUCCUUUAGUGCAGGUGCUUUGUAACCCUGGUCUCCGCGAGCGCCAUUGGGAGGCCAUGUCUGCAGUUGUCGGCUUCCCCAUCAAGCCCUCAGAGGAGGAUGCCUGUGUGGCCCAGUUUCUUCCACUGCAUCUGGAAGCUCACCUCUCUGCCUUUGAAACCAUCAGCGAAGGGGCCAGUAAGGAACACGGCCUUGAAAAGGCCAUGGAGCGCAUGGCUAGUGAAUGGGAGGGGAUAGAGUUCACCCUCCUGCCCUAUCGUGAAACUGGAACCUCCAUCCUGUCCUCAUUGGAUGAGAUCCAGAUGCUGCUGGAUGACCAUAUUGUCAAGACCCAGACCAUGAGGGGCUCACCAUUCAUCAAGCCAUUUGAGGCCGAGAUACGGGACUGGGAGGGCAAACUGCUUUUGCUGCAGGAAAUUAUGGAUGAGUGGUUAAAGGUUCAGGGCACCUGGCUCUAUCUUGAGCCCAUCUUCAGUUCCCCAGACAUCAUGGCCCAGAUGCCCGAAGAGGGACGUCGCUUUACUGCUGUGGAUAAAACCUGGAGGGACACUAUGAAACAAGUCAGCCUGGACAAGCAUGUCCUGGCAGUGGUGGCCAUUGAAAAGAUGCUAGAAAAGAUGAAAAGCAGUAACGAGUUGCUGGAACUCAUUCUCAAGGGUCUGAAUGAAUACCUGGAGAAGAAGAGACUCUAUUUCCCCCGCUUCUUCUUCCUGUCCAAUGACGAGCUGCUGGAGAUCCUCUCAGAGACUAAGGAUCCAACCAGGGUGCAGCCCCACCUGAAGAAGUGUUUUGAGGGUAUUGCUAACGUCGUGUUCACUGACAUUUUGGACAUCACUCAUAUGAGGAGCAGCGAAGGAGAGGUGGUGGAGCUGCUGGAUAUCAUCUCUACAUCUAAAGCUCGUGGGCAGGUGGAGAAAUGGCUCCUGGAGCUGGAGACUGGCAUGCUCCACUCCAUUCACAAGGUGAUUGGAGAGGCAUUUGAAGCAUAUCCCAAAGACCUAAGGAUCAACUGGGUCAGGGCCUGGCCAGGUCAGACAGUGCUCUGUGUGUCACAGGUUUACUGGACAAAGGACAUUCAUGAAGCCAUUGCAAAGGGGCCGAAGGCUCUUCAGGCCUAUCUCGAGCAGAACAAUACUCAGAUAGAUGACAUUGUGACUCUGGUGCGUGGCACGCUAUCCAAACAGAACCGAGUAACACUUGGAGCACUGGUGGUACUUGACGUUCAUGCACGGGACGUGUUGGCUUCUCUGGUACAGAAGGGUGUGGAUGAUGAGACCAACUUUGAGUGGCUCAGCCAACUACGCUACUAUUGGAUUGAAAACCAGCUUCAGACAAAGAUGAUCAAUGCAGGCUUGGCAUACGGCUAUGAGUAUCUUGGAAACACACCACGACUGGUCAUCACCCCUCUCACUGAUCGCUGCUAUAGAACUCUAUUUGGAGCUUUACACUUACAUCUUGGCGGAGCCCCAGAGGGUCCUGCAGGUACCGGCAAGACUGAAACUACCAAAGAUCUGGCUAAAGCCAUAGCUAAGCAGUGUGUAGUCUUCAACUGCUCUGAUGGCCUGGACUACAUUGCACUGGGCAAAUUCUUUAAGGGCUUGUUGUCAUCCGGUGCCUGGGCCUGCUUUGAUGAGUUCAACCGUAUUGAUCUGGAAGUGCUUUCAGUGGUGGCUCAGCAAAUUCUAACCAUCCAGAGAGGUAUUUCUGCCCAUGCUGAGAUGCUGCAGUUUGAGGGGACAGAGCUGAAACUGAACCCUACCUGUGCUGUCUUUAUCACAAUGAACCCUGGCUAUGCAGGACGCUCUGAGCUGCCUGACAACCUGAAGGCUCUCUUCCGGACAGUGGCUAUGAUGGUGCCAGACUAUGCUCUGAUAGCUGAGAUUGUGCUGUAUUCCUGUGGAUUUGUCAGAGCACGACCGCUCUCAGUGAAGAUUGUAGCUACGUAUAGACUGUGCUCUGAGCAGCUCUCUUCCCAGCACCACUAUGAUUACGGCAUGAGAGCUGUCAAAUCUGUUCUGACUGCCGCAGGGAACCUGAAGCUGAAGUUUCCAGAGGAGAAUGAGGAUAUUCUGUUGCUGAGAUCUAUUAUUGAUGUCAACCUCCCGAAAUUUCUGUCUCAUGACCUUCCAUUAUUUGAGGGCAUCACUUCCGAUCUAUUCCCUGGAAUCAAGCUUCCAAAACCAGACUACAGAGUGUUGCUUGAAGCUAUUAAUGAAAACAGCGCUAAGAUGAACCUGCAGGUCACUGACUUCUUUGCUGAGAAGAUCCUGCAGAUCUAUGAAAUGAUGAUUGUGCGUCACGGCUUCAUGAUGGUGGGAGAACCCUUUGGUGGGAAGACGUCUGCCUACCGCGUGCUCGCCGCAGCCCUACAUGACAUCUGUGAGAAGAGACUGAUGGAGGAGAACAGGGUUCAGAUCACUGUUAUCAACCCAAAGUCUAUCACUAUGGGCCAGCUGUAUGGGCAGUUUGAUCCUGUGUCCCAUGAGUGGUCAGAUGGCAUCUUGGCUGUCAGCUAUAGAGCAUUCGCCACUUCCCAGAGUCCUGACAGAAAGUGGCUGAUUUUUGAUGGGCCUGUGGAUGCAGUGUGGAUUGAGAACAUGAACACUGUACUGGAUGACAAUAAGAAGCUUUGUCUCAUGAGUGGAGAGAUCAUCCAGAUGUCCCCACAGAUGAGCCUUAUCUUUGAGCCCAUGGACCUGGAGGUGGCUUCACCAGCCACGGUAUCUCGCUGUGGUAUGAUCUACAUGGAGCCUCACAUGUUGGGAUGGCGGCCUCUGAUGCUGUCUUGGUUCAACACUUUGCCGUCUACCCUGAGCUCCAUGCACAAAGACCUCAUCACUGGCCUCUUUGACCGCAUGCUGCCAGCAUGUCUUCAGCUCAUCCGCAAAGGCACUAAGGAAUUAUCUCCUACGUCCAACACGAGCCUGGUGAGGUCUCUGAUGAAUCUGAUGGACUGCAUGAUGGAUGAGUUCAGAGAGGAGAGCCAGAUAAAGGGGAUGAGCGAGAGAGAUGUGUGCUCCUGGCUUGAGGGCAUCUUUGUUUUUUGCCUUGUGUGGUCAGUUGGGGCCAGCUGCACUGAAGCAGGAAGGGUAAAAUUCGAUGGCUUGGUGAGGGAGAUGCUGGCAGGUGGUCUUAGUGAAGAGACGCGCACACGCCAUGGAAUCCUGGAGCACGUGGUGCCUCCCGCCAAGCAGCUGACGGUGUCUUUACCCACUGAGGGCACGCUCUAUGAAUACCGCUUCCUCAAAGAGGGUCCAGGCAGAUGGGAGUUGUGGACUGAGGAGCUGAAGGCUUUGCCCCCCAUCCCCAAAGAUGUGCAGUUCAACGAAAUAAUUGUGCCUACGGAGAACACUGUACGCUACACUGCUCUCAUGAAGCUGCUCAUCACUCAUCAGAAGCCCACUGUCUUUGUCGGCCCCACAGGGACUGGCAAGAGCAUCUACAUUCUAGACUUUUUGCUGAAUCAUCUGGAGAAGGAUGUGUACAGUCCUCUGUUGAUCAACUUCUCAGCCCAAACAACAGCAGCACAGACCCAAAACAUUAUUAUGUCUAAACUCGAUAAGAGAAGGAAAGGAGUGUUUGGCCCUCCUCUGGGAAAGAAAAUGGUGGUGUUUGUGGAUGAUGUGAACAUGCCAGCAAGAGAAACCUAUGGAGCCCAGCCUCCAGUGGAGCUCCUGCGUCAGUGGCUCGACCACUGGAACUGGUAUGACAUGAAGGACUGCUCCAUGAUCAACCUAGUGGACAUCCAGAUCAUGUGUGCCAUGGGUCCGCCUGGUGGAGGUAGGAACCCCGUGACUCCUCGAUUUUUACGUCAUUUCAACACAGUGACCAUUAAUGAAUUUGAUGACAAAACCAUGUUCACCAUCUUCUCAAGAAUUCUGGACUGGCACUUGACCAUUAGAUUUCCAUUUCCCAAACCGUUCGCCAGCAUCACCUCUCAGAUCAUCAGUGCCACCAUGUCUGUGUACCAGGAGGCCACCAAAAACCUCCUACCAACCCCGACCAAGUCCCACUACCUUUUCAACCUUCGAGAUUUUUCCCGUGUCAUCCAGGGGAUCUGCUUAUCACAACCAGAGACUGCUGAUGACCCUACAGCCAUAAAACGCUUAUGGGUGCAUGAGGUCCUAAGGGUGUAUUAUGACCGCUUAGUGCAUCCGUCUGAUUGUGCAUGGAUGGUGGGCUUCCUGCAAGAAGUAUCCAAGUCUCACCUGAAAGAGGACUUCCAUCAGCUCUUCAAGCAUCUGGACAGUGACGCAGAUGGGCAUGUAACUGAAGACGACCUUCGAAGCCUCAUGUUCUGUGAUUUCCAUGACCCCAAAGGUGAGGACCGGAAAUACCGUGAGGUGGGUGACCCUGAGAAGCUCCGUCAGGUGGUGGAGACCCAUCUUGAAGAGUACAACAAUAUCAGCAAGGCUCCCAUGAAUCUUGUACUUUUCCGGUUCGCCAUUGAACAUGUAUGUCGCAUCUCCCGGAUUCUCAAACAGCCCCGUGGUCACGCUCUCUUAGUAGGAGUCGGAGGGAGCGGCCGCCAGUCAUUGACACGCUUGGCCGCCCACAUGGCUGAAGCCGAACUCUUUCAGGUGGAGAUCUCCAAGAGUUAUGGGGUUACAGAGUGGCGCGAUGACCUCAAACUCAUCAUGCAAAAAUCGACAUCUGGGGAAACUCAUGGAGUCUUCCUUUUCACAGACACCCAAAUUAAGUUGGAGUCAUUUUUGGAAGAUGUGAGUAACCUGUUAAACACUGGCGAGGUUCCCAAUCUCUUUGCCGUAGAUGAGAAGCAGGAGAUUUGUGAGCGCAUGCGUGUCUUGGACCGUCAGCGUGAGCGUGAUAAGCAGACGGAUGGCAGCCCACUGGCUCUCUUUAACAUGUUUUUGGAGCGCUGCCGCAGCCAGUUGCAUGUGGUACUGGCCAUGAGUCCUAUUGGUGACACGUUCAGAAGCCGCUUGAGACGUUUCCCUGCUCUCAUUAACUGCUGCACUAUUGACUGGUUUCAGAGCUGGCCAGAAGAUGCGCUGCAGGCUGUGGCGUCUCGUUUCUUGGAAGACGUUGAAAUGACAGACACUGCUCGGGAAGGCUGUAUCAGCAUGUGCAAAAGCUUCCACACAUCCACCAUCAAUCUCUCUGCAUGUUUCCUUUCGGAGCUGCAGCGCUACAAUUAUGUCACACCAACCUCGUAUUUGGAGCUCAUUUCUAUGUUUAAGCAUCUACUCCAGGGAAAAAGAGCUGAGGUCAUGAAACUAAAGAGUCGUUAUGAGGUUGGUCUCGAGAAGUUGGAAUCGGCUGCUACUCAGGUGUCCACAAUGCAGGUAGAGCUGGAGGCCCUUCAGCCUCAGCUGCGUGUGGCCAGUAAAGAGGUGGAAGAGAUGAUGGUGGUCAUCCAGCGAGAGUCUGUGGAGGUGUCCAAGACAGAGAAAGUGGUCCGCGUGGAUGAAGCAGAGGCUAAUGAGCAGGCAAUGGCUGCCAAGGCCAUUAAAGAUGAAUGUGACGCCGAUCUGGCGGUUGCUGUACCCAUUCUGGAAGCUGCAUUGGCUGCUUUGAAUACUCUCACCACACAGGAUAUAACUUUAGUUAAAUCCAUGAAGAAUCCUCCAGCUGGUGUCAAGCUGGUGAUGGAAGCCAUCUGCAUCCUGAAAGGCAUAAAACCAGACCGUAUCCCAGACCCCUCAGGCUCUGGCAAGAAGGUGGAGGACUUCUGGGGCCCAGCGAAAAAACUGCUAGGAGACAUGAAGUUUCUCCAGAGCCUUCAUGAGUACAAUAAAGACAAUAUUCCAGCCAACUACGUCAGCGUCAUCCGCAACAAAUACAUCACCAACCCAGACUUUGUUCCAGAUAAGAUCCGCACGGCCUCUGCUGCUGCAGAGGGGCUCUGUAAAUGGGUUUGUGCCAUGGACUCCUACGAUAAAGUAGCAAAGGUAGUGGCCCCUAAGAAAGAGAAGUUGGCACUUGCAGAAGAAAAGCUGAAGGUGGCCAUGGAGAGCCUCCAGAAGAAACAGGCUGCUUUGAAGGAGGUCCAGGACAAAUUGGCCAAACUACAGGAGACCCUGGAAGCCAACAAGAACAAAAAGGCUGACCUUGAAAAUCAGGUGGAGUUGUGCAGUAAAAAGUUAGAGCGUGCAGAGCAGCUCAUUGGUGGGUUGGGAGGAGAGAAGACCCGCUGGAGUGAGACAGCCUAUAACUUAGGUGAACUCUACAAGAACCUCACCGGAGACAUUCUCAUCUCUGCUGCUAUAGUGGCCUAUCUGGGUGCCUUUACUUCCAGUUUUAGACAGCGAGCUACAGAGGAGUGGAGUGACAUGUGUAAGACAAGAGGAAUUCCCUGCUCCAAGAACAUGUCACUGAUGAACUCCCUGGGUGAGCCGGUAAAAAUCCGCAGCUGGACCAUUGCUGGCCUCCCUUCUGACAGUUUCUCCAUUGACAACGCAAUCAUCAUCUCUAAUGCGAGGAGGUGGCCCCUAAUGAUUGAUCCUCAGGGCCAGGCUAACAAGUGGCUGAAGAACAUGGAGAAAUCCAACAGUCUCCACGUCAUCAAGCUCAGUGAUGCUGACUUUGUGCGCACAUUAGAGAACUGCAUCCAAUUUGGCACUCCAGUAUUGCUGGAAAAUGUUGGGGAAGAGCUGGACCCCAUACUUGAGCCCCUGCUGCUGAAACAGACUUUUAAACAGGGUGGCAGUGUCUGUAUCCGGCUGGGUGAUUCCACUAUUGAAUAUGCUCCAGAUUUCCGGUUUUACAUAACAACCAAGCUACGAAAUCCACAUUAUUUACCUGAGGUCUCAGUUAAGGUGACCCUGUUGAACUUCAUGAUCACCCCAGAGGGGAUGCAAGACCAGCUGCUGGGCAUUGUGGUGGCCAGAGAGAGACCUGACCUUGAAGAGGAGAAACAAGCCCUCCUAGUACAGGGGGCUGAGAACAAGAGGCAGCUGAAAGAAAUAGAGGAUAAAAUCUUAGAAGUGCUCUCUGCCUCAGAGGGGAACAUUUUAGAAGAUGAGACUGCUGUUCAGAUCCUCUCAUCUUCUAAGGUUCUGGCCAAUGAGAUCUCUGAGAAACAGGCCAUUGCCGAGGUUACUGAGCUGAAGAUUGAUCAGACACGCUUGGGCUACACCCCAAUUGCUGUCCACUCUGCUAUUUUGUUUUUCUCCAUCGCUGACCUGGCCAACAUCGAGCCCAUGUAUCAGUACUCUCUAACAUGGUUCAUCAACCUCUUCAUCCUGUCCAUUGAUAAUUCCCAAAAAAAUGACAUUCUCGAACAAAGACUCCAGAUUCUGAAGGACCAUUUUACAUACUCGCUUUACGUCAACGUAUGUCGCUCUCUGUUUGAGAAGGACAAACUGCUCUUCUCCUUCUGCCUCAAUGUCAACCUACUCAAACACAACAAGCUCGUGGAUGAGAAGGAAUGGCGUUUUCUCCUGACAGGCGGUGUGGGUCUGGAUAACCCUCAUUCGAACCCCUGCACCUGGCUGCCUAAGACAUCCUGGGAUGAGAUCUGUCGAUUGGAUGAGAUGGAGCGCUUUAAAGGCCUGCGGAAAGACCUGGCUCGACUCCGGGAGGGCUGGAAAGAGGUUUACGAUAGCAAGGACCCCCACCACACUGCUUUCCCUUCAGAGUGGCAAGAGAAACUAGGACAGUUCCAGAGGAUGCUGGUUAUAAGAUGCUUACGGCCAGACAAGAUUAUUCCCAUGGUUCAAGAGUUUGUGUCAGAAAACUUGGGGCAGCAGUUUAUUGAGGUGCCACCCUUUAAUUUGGCCACGGCUUUUGCUGACAGUCACUGCUGCGCUCCACUCAUCUUUAUCCUGUCUCCGGGAUCAGAUCCCAUGGCAGCACUGCUCAAGUUUGGUGAGGAACAGGGUUUCACAGGCAACAGACUGACCUCCCUGUCUCUGGGACAAGGUCAGGGCCCCAUCGCCAUGGGCAUGAUUGAGACUGGCGUCAAGGAGGGAGCCUGGGUGGUUUUACAGAAUUGCCACCUGGCCACCUCUUGGAUGUCCACCCUCGAGCGUGUCUGUGAGGAGCUGAAUCCAGAUACCACUCACCCAGAUUUCCGCUUGUGGCUGACCAGUUACCCCUCUCCCAACUUUCCCGUGGCUGUACUGCAAAACGGAGUCAAAAUGACCAAUGAGGCUCCCAAGGGGCUGCGCUCCAACAUCAUCCGUUCUUUCUGCAUGGACCCCAUAUCAGACCCUGAGUUCUUUGACAGUAGCUCAAAGCCGGCUGUCUUUAAGAAGCUGCUGUUCAGCCUGUGCUUCUUCCACGCCUUGACCCAGGAGAGGAGAAAAUUUGGUCCUCUAGGCUGGAACAUCCCUUAUGAGUUCAACGAGACAGACCUGCGGAUCUCAGUCCAGCAGCUACAAAUGUUCUUGGACCAGUAUGAGGAGAUCCCUUUUGAUGCUCUUCGCUACAUGACAGGAGAGUGUAACUACGGAGGUCGUGUCACAGACGACUGGGAUCGCAGAACCCUGAGCACAAUCCUUUCCAUCUUCUACACCUCCGAGAUCAUUGACAAUGCUGAUUACAAGUUUGACCCUAGUGGCCUGUAUUACUCACCACCAGAAGGAGAUUAUAACAGCUACACUGAGUACACCAAGACACUACCUCUAAAUCCCUCACCUGAAAUCUUUGGCAUGAAUGCCAAUGCUGAUAUUACUAAGGACCAAGUGGAAACACAGCUGCUGUUUGACAGCAUUCUUCUCACUCAGUCCCGUUCUUCAGGUGGCAGUGCUGCAUCUUCAGAUGACAUGGUGUACGAGGUGGCUGCAGACAUUCUCAAUAAACUUCCUCAAGAUUUCGAUACAGAUGCUGCCAUGCGCAAGUACCCCACCAGCUACAACCAAAGCAUGAACACAGUGCUGGUGCAGGAGAUGGGACGAUUCAACAAACUCCUCCAGACUAUACGGGAUUCGUGUGUCAACAUCCAGAAGGCCAUCAAGGGUCUGGUUGUCAUGUCUGCUGAACUUGAGGAAGUUGUAAGCAGCAUUCUAAAGGGUCGCAUCCCUGCCAUGUGGAUGAAGAAGUCGUAUCCCAGCCUUAAACCACUGGGAAGCUACAUCAAUGAUUUUCUUGAAAGACUCCAGUUUUUACAGGGUUGGUAUGUGGAUGGCACGCCUGCAGUGUUCUGGAUGUCCGGGUUCUUUUUCACUCAGGCCUUCCUCACUGGAAGCCAACAGAAUUAUGCCCGAAAAUACACCAUCCCCAUUGACCUGCUCAGCUUCGACUUUGAAGUCAUGGAGGACAAGGAACACAAAAACCCCCCAGAGGAUGGUGUUUACAUCCGUGGCCUUUUCUUGGAUGGUGCCCGAUGGGAUCGGAGAACAAAGCGCUUGGCAGAGUCUUUCUCCAAAAUCCUGCAUGACGCCAUGCCUGUGAUCUGGCUGAAGCCCAUGAAGAAGCAGGACAUUCCCGAGCGUCAGUGCUACAUUUCUCCUGUCUACAAGACCAGCGAGAGACGUGGAACCCUUUCCACCACUGGACACUCCACCAACUACGUCAUAGCAAUGACCCUGAAUUCAGACGUGCCUCCAGAGCACUGGAUCCGUCGUGGCGUGGCCUUACUGUGUCAGCUUAACUCCUAGAUACACUUCUUGUAUCCUUUACUUCACUCUAUAGUAAAGUAUUUGUAGCUAAAUAAUAUUUUAGAUUUCGAAAUACCAUCUGUCUAGAGACAAAUUAUACUUUUUA